Anopheles stephensi (Asian malaria mosquito) is the source of this 4817-nucleotide messenger RNA. RefSeq names its product zinc finger protein 853-like. The transcript is spliced from 3 exons. Gene Ontology annotation, cellular component: nucleus. Bases 2236 to 4605 code for a protein of 789 amino acids. The record is from RefSeq and is a predicted model, not a curated record. Lineage: Eukaryota; Metazoa; Arthropoda; Insecta; Diptera; Culicidae. Gene Ontology annotation, molecular function: zinc ion binding.
UGUGCACAUACGUCGGGGCUUAUUUCGUGCAACGAUUGUGUGAGUUUCAAUCGACUUUAGAGUAAGUUUUAGUUGGUUUCCCAGUUUCAAAGCUAUAUUUUAAGCACAACUUCAUAUAAAUGCUAAACCUGUGAACUUUCCAAUCGAUGCCGCAUCACCAUCGGCUCACAAUACACCCCACCGUCAGCGGUGAGAAGAGGUCGAUGAACCGUGCGGAGGUCCCAUACACAGCAACCUAGUUCGCAAAUCGCUAGCCGCGCUGCUGCCCGUUUCCACUCUCUCUCUCUCUCUUUCUCUGAGUCGUGAAAAUCAUUUUUGCCUAGCAUCGGACCGUUCCGCCGUCGUUGUCAGGUAGCAGCCGCUAGGCACAGGCAGUUGGCUGUGUUCCUGUGUGCCGAUUUGUUUCUGACCUCAAAAGUGCAUUUCCUAACAAGAGGGAUGAUCGGUUGCGAUGAAUGACCUCGGACGUCGGUAGUGCAAACCAGCGUGCAUCAUCGGGUGCAUGUGCAGUGAGUGUCGCCGUGACACGUAACGUACACACAUUCCCUUUUUUUUCGCAAAAAAGAAGAAGGGAGCGCAUCAGCGUGUAUGUGUGUGUGAUUUAGCAUUAGUGGCCAAGGAAGUGGGAUGAUACUCAGUGCUCCUGUUUAGCAUGUGCGAAAAACAGAAAUCAUCAACCAGCCAGCCAGCCAGCAGCAUAAAUAUUAUUGGUGACGUAUCGGUUUGUUGUGUUCGGUUGGCAGACACCGUCGCAUCGACGGUAGUGUGAAAGAGCAAGCAUCGUCAGCGGGAAGAAGCAAACGGAGGGUGCGCGCGGGUGUGGUGAAUAAAUUUGACAUUUAUUUGUUAUUGACCUGUGUGUGCGCGGGAGUGUGUGUGGUUGUGCAUGUACGCGGUUAUUGUGCACGAGGGCAGUGUAGUACACAACACAACCGCAACGGCAGCAACCUUCUAGUAGCAGCAACCUCCGUCAACGUACUUGGCGCCCCGUUUGUUGGAACGCAUGAAAGGCAGCAGCAGCAGCGACGGCAAACUCACCGACCCGCUCGAGGUCACCGCACGUGUGCACGAGCGAGCAAGCAACAGCAACAGCGCGGCAGCGGAAGCGAAAUAGCUUGAACCGAACCUCGACUACUACGUCGACGACGACAACGGCGACGGAGGACAAAACCAACAACGGCAACAACAGCACACCCAGCAAGGCCUCCUUAGCAUCGAUGAUGACGACGAGCGCGACGAGCAGCGCACAUUGAGCAGAAAGUGGCAACAGACAGCAGCAGCCGCCGCCAGUAGGUACUAAUCUGCCUUCGUGGAAAGUGAGUGCGCGCGCUAGAAAGGCCUGGCCUGUUUCAUUAUUUUCCGGCAUUCUCCACCCCAUCGGGACAGACCCCGCUGGGAUUAGCUGUGUGCGAAACACCGACCCAACUGUCCGUGCGUUCGUUAUCGACACAAAUGCUGCUUCCCUGGAUGCCUGCGCCGUACAUCGUUGCCUAGCAGCUGCUAUCCCAUGCCCGCUAGUGUGUGGCUUUACCCCGUGUUUACUAGGAUGUAGCGAAAAGUCACUAGACAAACAGCUCUCUCUCUCCCUAGUGCUGCGCCAUUUAUUUGUUCGACCCGGUGCAAAAAGGCGUGCUGUGUAUGCGAUCGUCGUGGUCUUCUGGUGAUUCUGAGACGAUCCUCACACAUAGAAAACCGAGCGGAUACGCGCAUAACAUUAAAGUGUGACCGUAGAGACGUAAACAAAAUCGUCUCCCGCGUGUGUAUGCGCACCCGAAUCAGUUUGACGCGUAGUACUACGCAUUGCAGCAAAAAAAAAAGAGUCGUGAUUAGCAAAAAACAAGAGUUAUACCUGGAGGCGUGUGUGUGUGUGUAUGUGAAUUUCGCGCGCCACCCAAGUGAAAGUCUUCUGCCAACCACCCAACCACCCGGGGCCUGUGGCACGAUCGUGAUCGUGGGAGUGAGAAGAGUGUGGCGUAUGCACCGUGUAGUAGUACCCACACACAAACACACUCACCACUCUGCAUCCCCGUCCCCGUGUUCCGCUGGUGGUGUUCACGUGGCCGCGAGCUACAGUGUACCGUCGUCGUCGCCGUCGCAUUUUUCGCGAUGCUUACCAGCAUCACCCGCGUUCCGUCGACCGUGUUGCUGAAGCGGAUUUGUUGACUUUUUUUUCUUUUUUCCGGCGCGCGCGUGCGGUCCGGAGCGCAAUGAGUGAGAGCGAAGGGCGAAGGGACAAUGACGCAAGAAGAAGUGCUGCCACCGUCGAAUCGGUUCGAAACCUGCUGCCGUCUGUGUCUGUCGGCGGACGAGCUUAGCUGCUGCAAUCUUUACCCGCAACCGGAAGGGACGGCCGAGUCCCUACGCACCGAGCGGCUCGUCGAGAUGAUUCUGGAGUGCACCUCGAUUCAGAUAACCUUGGAGGAGGACUACCCGGCGAAGGUCUGCGAAAAGUGUGUCGAAACGCUCGACAAAUUUUAUCAGUACCGGAGGCGCUGUCUCGCCAACGAUCAGAUACUCCGGCACGAACGACAGCGGACGAGAGGCCAGCGGAAGAACAACAAUAACAAUAACAAUGAGGACGAGAAGGGAAAUACGCCACCACCGCCACCGCUGCUACCGCUACCACCUCCCGCGGUGCGCCGGUCGCCUGCAAGUGGCGAAAGUAGUCACCAGCAGCCGGUGAUACCGGCGAUUAGAAUUAAGCGUGAACCACUGCCACUGGAUCAGCGGGGCAGUGGGGCAGAGGAGGAGGAGAAUGGCUCGGAACAAGAGGAACAGCAUGCACCAGCGGUGGAAACCGAAGCACCGGCCGGAGAUGGCGGUAUGUCGUCGAUACUGCGAAGCAUACUGUUGCAAACGCGUGAUUCCACUACGAGCCGAUCGUCGCCGAAUACGGAACCGGAAUCGCCCCGGCAAACGCCACAAUUGCUUCCGAUCCAUCCACCACCACCCUCAGUGCCAAAUAUGGACACCGUUCGGCAUCAGCAGCAGUAUAACGAGGACGAUGGCGGGCAGGCCGAACAGGAAGACGAAGAGGAACGGGACGUUAAACCCUCGCUUUUGCAACAAAUGUUGUUGCAGCAACAGUGCGCCACCACCUCACCGGCCAAUCGUUCACCUGCGAAGACAACCGAGAAUAAUUCUGCUGCCACCAACACCGGUGCCCAGGAAGGAUCUGUGUCGGGGAACAUCUCCUCAAACUCUUCUGCCUCUACGUCAUCCCUGCUGAAGCGGAUGUUGCUCGAUGGAAGCGGGACAAUGGCCACCGGUGCAGGCCAGGAGCAGCAAACAGCACCACCAACAUUACCACAGCCACCAGCGGCAGCAGUCUCACCGUUAGAAGGGACGAGCUGUCAGCAGCAGCAACAGCAGUCAUCACGGUCCCAUCGUACCAAACAUGAACCUCCGAGUGCCACCAACACACCAUCGCCGCCGGCAUCCUUGCACCGGGCGAAGGAGGAUGUGCCUUCGAACGAAACGCCCCUCGCAUCACAGCUCCGUUCGAUACUGCUUCAGCAUCGAUCCGCCUCCUGGGCCCGUACCGCCUCCCUAUCUCCGGAUGUUUCCCCGGAACUGCAGCACCAGCACCAACAACCAUCCUCCGAAGACCAAAAGCCAUCUGCACCAGCAUCGUCCAACAUCGAAAAGCCGGAAGUGUCCUACGUGCGGAGUUUGUUCCUGCGCAACGAUUCCGAUUCGGAAAGUGAACCGCCGCCGGUCGACGAUCAGCGCGAGAUGCUACUUUACGCCAUGUUUCACGAACUUCGGGCCCGCCAACAGCAGCAGCAGCAGCAACAGCAACAUCAGUCACAGACCGGCUUCUCAUCCGAUUCGGAUGAUGAUUCCGAUGACCUGCCGCAAGAUUACCGGAUGCCGAGUGUACGCCGACGCAGCACGGAUUCGGUCGAUUCGCGUACCACCAAACGGCGCCGCAUGGAAUAUCCCUGUCUGCUGUGCGGACGAACGUUUGCCGGUCGAACGAAGCUGGUGCUACACAUGCGAACGCACAUGAUGCUGGAGGGUGGUGCAACGCACACGACGACAACGACGACGCCGGCGACGGAUGGUGGUUCCGGUUUGAAUGUAUCCGCCGUCCCAUCUGGUAUUGUGCCCGGUCUGCUCCUGCCGAACGGUGCUAGCGAUGUCGAAGACGUGUCUCCCCUAGCUGCAGGCCGGUUAGCAGCCACCCCGCAACAGCAUCAUCAUCGGAACGAUGACGCUUACCCGGACGGUGUCGGCAAUGAGGACGAAAUAGACGCCCUGGAACGGCGCUCGUACGCGUGCUACAUCUGCGGUGCGGACCAAAACAAUCUACACCAGCUAAAGGAACAUCUGCUCGCGGCCCAUCAGGAUCGGAUACGAUCGCGGGGUCGUACGCGCGAACGGCAAAAGGCGUCGAUUGCGUGUGAAAUCUGUCAACGGCAGUUCCGCAGCCAGUUUGCGUACGGGGAGCACAUGCGUACGCACACCGGUGAGCGGCCGUUUCCGUGCGAUCAGUGUGAUAAGCGGUUUCCCAGACGGUUCCAGCUGCUCGGCCAUCUGUACAACGUGCACAAGCAGUCCUGGGUGGCGGACGAGUCAAAGGCCAAGUUUGCGAAAAAGUAGUAGCCGUGUGGCCGUGGCGUUCCGUGCGGCGGGAAACAAAACACGAAUUUUACUAUGCCUUAGAAUUUAGGAUAGCUAUCAUUUUGCGCUCUAGACACGUGUCCGAGACAUGUGGGAUUUUUUUUUGUUUUGUUCGUAGCCGUAAUUGUUGAUAGAGUUAUACCAGAAAAGGAAAAAUAUACUUAUACACCUAAUAUUUUUAACAAACCUGA